Molecule: messenger RNA, 1191 nt
Organism: Saccoglossus kowalevskii
Lineage: Eukaryota; Metazoa; Hemichordata; Enteropneusta; Harrimaniidae
Biological process (GO): mitochondrial protein catabolic process; mitophagy by internal vacuole formation
Cellular component (GO): mitochondrial outer membrane
Source: RefSeq, a predicted model, not a curated record
AUCUACAAGACUUCAUCAAGAAAUAACUUCAUUAAAAUGGCUUUGAAAAGUAGUAAGUCCGAAACAAAUAUUUGCAAAAUAUUGGACGAUUCACGGGAUUCUAUUUUGAACAUUCACCGACGUGAGACAGAGAAGUUGAACAAAGUGAUUAUCAAGAAGAACAAAACAAUAAAAGAACUUGAAUCGAAACUUACUCAAGCAAAGAAAUCCACAACGCCAAAACUAGAAUCGGAAAGAAUUAAUAAAAACUAUGAAGCUGAAUUAAAGAAGUAUAAACAGGAAAUACAGCACAAAGACGAGGUUAUUAACAACUUGCAAGAACAAGUUCAAGGAUAUGAAAGACAAAUAAUAAAAUUGGAGAAGAACGCAGAAAGACAAUCGGAAGAUUACAAAUCAAUUCAAAAGUUAAAGGAUGAAAAUACGGCGCUGUUACAGAAGAAAAAUGUCAUUAUAGAACAGAUUCAACGUGAAAUCAAUGAUCAUAAAUACCAAUUAAAUGUAUACAAGAUGAAUGAAACCAAAAAUAGAGAAAAGAUUCAUUCGCAAACUGAGGAUAUUAAAAGAUUGGAGAUCAGUGUUGACGAGUAUCAAACAGACAUUGUGAGAUACAAAGAUGAAAUGGCUAAGAAAGACACAGUGAUUCGGGACACGCAAUUCGGAAUAUCAGAGAAUGAAAAGACUAUACAAAUUGCAAAUGACGAAAUAAAAAAACUCAACUUGAAUAUUGAAGAGCACAAGAAAAGUGUUGAUGAAUAUAAAUCAGACAUUGUGAGAUACAAAGAUGAAAUGGCUAAGAAAGACACAAUGAUUCAGAACACUCAACUCAGAAUAUCAGAGAAUGAAGAGACUAUACAAAAUGCAAAUGACGAAAUAACAAAACUCAACUUGAAUAUUGAACAGCACAAGAAAAGUGUUGAUGAAUAUAAAUCAGACAUUGUGAGAUACAAAGAUGAAAUGGCUAAGAAAGACACAAUGAUUCGGGACACCCAACUAAGAAUAUCAGAGAAUGAAAAGACUAUACAAAUUGCAAAUGACGAAAUAACAAAACUCAACUUGAAUAUUGAAGAGCACAAGAAAAGUGUUGAUGAAUAUAAAUCAGACAUUGUGAGAUACAAAGAUGAAAUGGCUAAGAAAGACUCAAUGAUUCGGGACACCCAACUAAGGUAUGUUUGGAUUAGGGGAAAGUUAUAG